GCGGGGGGAGCCGGGCCGGGCCGGGCAGGCGGCGGCGCCGCCAUGAAACGGGACGUGCGGAUCCUCCUGCUCGGGGAGGCCCAGGUGGGGAAGACGUCCCUGAUCAUGGCUCUGGUGGGAGAGGAGUUUCCUGAAGAGGUGCCCCCCCGGGCAGAGGAGAUCACCAUCCCGGCCGAUGUCACCCCUGAGAAGGUCCCCACACACAUAGUGGACUACUCAGAGUCGGAGCAGACGGAGGAGGAGCUGCAGGAGGAGAUCGCCAAGGCCAACGUGGUCUGCAUGGUGUACGAUGUCACCAAGGAGGCCACCAUUGACAAGAUUCGCACAAAGUGGAUCCCCAUGGUGAACGGGGGACUGGAAAAGGGAUCCAGAAUCCCCAUUAUUUUAGUGGGAAACAAGUCUGACCUGCAGGUGGGCAGCUCCAUGGAGGUCAUCCUGCCCAUCAUGAACCAGUUCUCCGAGAUUGAGACCUGUGUGGAGUGCUCUGCCAAGAACCUCAAGAACAUCUCUGAGCUCUUCUACUAUGCCCAGAAGGCUGUGCUGCACCCCACUGCCCCGCUCUACGACCCAGAGGAGAAGCAGCUCAAACCCGCCUGUGCUCGAGCGCUGACCCGCAUCUUCAACCUCUCAGACCAGGACAACAACCAGAUCCUCAGUGAUGAUGAGCUCAACUACUUCCAGAAGUCUUGUUUUGGAAACCCCCUGGCUCCCCAGGCCCUGGAGGAUGUGAAGAUGGUUGUGUGGAAGAACACGACGGACGGGGUGCAGGACAACGGCCUCACCUUGAACGGCUUCCUCUUCCUCAACACCCUCUUCAUCCAGAGGGGCCGGCACGAGACCACCUGGACCAUCCUGCGCCGCUUCGGCUACGACGACGAGCUGGAGCUGACGGAUGAUUACCUGUACCCACAGAUCCGUGUGCCCCCCGGCUGCUCCACAGAGCUCAACCACUUGGGAUACCAAUUCCUGCAGAGGCUCUUUGAGAAGCACGACAAGGACCAGGACGGAGCCCUGUCGCACACAGAGCUGCAGAACUUCUUCAGCGUGUUCCCCUGCGUGCCCUGGGGCCCCGAGCUCUACAACACGGUAUGCACCACUGAUAAAGGCCUGCUUUCCCUGCAUGGAUUCCUCUGCCAGUGGACGCUCGUGGCUUACCUGGACGUGCGGCACUGCCUGGAGUGCCUGGGCUACCUGGGCUACCCCAUCCUCUCGGAGCAGGACUCCCAGACCCAAGCCCUCACAGUGACCCGGGAGAAGAGGAUUGACCUGGAGAAGGGGCAGACGCAGAGGAAUGUGUUCCUGUGCAAGGUGCUGGGAGCGCGGGGCGCAGGCAAGUCCGCCUUCCUGCAGGCCUUCCUCGGCAGGAGCCUGGCGGCCCAGAGGGAGAAGCCAGGAAAGCCAUCCCUCUACACCAUCAACACAGUGCAGGUCAAUGGCCAGGAGAAGUACCUCAUACUGUCCGAGGUCAGCGCUGACAGCACCUUCUCCAAGCCGUCGGACACCGCCUGCGACGUCGCCUGCUUCAUCUACAGCCUGAGCGACCCCAAAUCCUUCAGCUACUGUGCCAGCAUCUACAAGCAACACUACGUGGACAGCCAGAUCCCCUGUGUGUUCGUGGCCUCCAAAACAGACCUGCCAGAAGCCAGCCAGCAGCCAGGGCUCUUCCCAGCUGAGUUCUGCUACAAGCACUGCCUGCCUCCACCCUUCCCCUUCUCCUGCCACAGCCAGGGACCACCCAGCACUGCUGUCUACACCAAACUGGCCACUGCUGCCACCUUCCCGCACCUGAACGCCGUGGAGCUGGGAGUGGCGUCCUUCUGGCUGCGGGUGGCGCUGGGGGCGGCGGUGACAGCGCUGGUGGGCUUCACCCUGUACCGCCUGCUGGCCAAGAGCAAGUGAGAGCCACGCCCCGCUCCGGCCCCCAGCUCCGGAGGGGCCCCGCCUCAAGCUGGCCCCGGUAGGAAAUCCUCCUUUGCCCCCAGCCUGGAUUGCAGGAGCAGUGAAGCCAGACCUCGCAGCACCAGCAGGAUCAGCCCUGGCACCGGGCAGCCUCAGCCUGUGGCCUCCUGGCCCCCGUGGGCACAGGGCUGGCAGCUCUGCCAGGAGAGCUCUGCCUCACCAGCAGCUGGAGGAUCACCCUCGUCUUUUAUUCUGUUCAGUUUUUUUAAGGCUUGUUUUUAAGCUCAAA
Messenger RNA from Zonotrichia leucophrys gambelii, 2188 nucleotides. RefSeq names its product ras homolog family member T2 (gene RHOT2). Gene Ontology annotation, cellular component: mitochondrial outer membrane. Gene Ontology annotation, biological process: small GTPase-mediated signal transduction; mitochondrion organization; mitochondrion transport along microtubule. Bases 43 to 1899 code for a protein of 618 amino acids. The transcript is spliced from 19 exons. Lineage: Eukaryota; Metazoa; Chordata; Aves; Passeriformes; Passerellidae. The record is from RefSeq and is a predicted model, not a curated record. Gene Ontology annotation, molecular function: GTPase activity; calcium ion binding; GTP binding.